CAUGUGCGAUGUGAACCUUCAUUGGCGCUUGACAAGUGGGGUUUCCCGUGUAAUUGUCCAGAUUUCAAUUACAAAACCAUGAAGUAGUCGUCAUUUAGACUGUGACGAGAGUCUUGUAGUAUAAAAAUAUGGACGCCGAUGGCCAUAACAAGAUUGACAACCGACACAAAACGGCUGAUUUGCCUGAUACUUCUUCUAGGGAUCUAUCUGUUCUGCGGAGCAGCCGUGUUUCAAGUUUUAGAGAACGAAAACGAAGCCAGAGCUGUUGUUCAUUUGAAUGAUUUAAGAAAGACUUUUCAUAGAAAAUACAACGUGUCGAGAAAGGAGUUUGAUUUUUUGGUACAUAAGAUUUCUCUGGCAACGAAGUAUCGAUGUGGUGGUCCAAUGGAAAGCUGGUGUAGUUCGAGAUGGUCUUAUUACGCGUCACUGUAUUUUACCUGGAGUGUUGUUACUACAAUUGGAUAUGGCCACCUUGCACCAGCCACCAUGGAAGGACGAAUAUUUUGCAUGAUUUUCGCAUUUUUUGGAAUACCGCUGAACUUAAUGAUUCUUAAAAGUAUCGGUGAUCGUAUCAAUGACGUCAUUCAUUACGUACACUACCGCAUCACUGUUCAAUUAAGUGACAGUGAUGAUGUGACUGUCAAAACCCGAACAUUAGUCUGGACACUGGGAUUUAUGAUUUUGACACUAUUGGUUGGAGCGAUAUUAUAUACACAAACACAAAAUUGGACUAUCUUUGAAGCGAUUUAUUUUUGUUUUGUGACGUUCUCAACCAUUGGAUUCGGUGACCUCGUUCCUAAUGAAGGAGAACCGCCAACCACUCUGAUAGAUAGCGUGCUUGAGAUAUUUCACGCUGCWGUCAUCAUUCUUGGUCUUUCCAUGUUCUUUUCGAUCAUCUCUUCGAUUCUGAGCGCUUCAGAAGAGCUACGAAUCGCAUUUCCAUCAAACACCCAACCACCACAUCAUCAAGAGAGUACCAAAGAAGCUCAGGAGGAACCAGAUAACGAUAAACCAGUUAAAACUGAAAAUGAUUAAGAUCAAACGCGAAAAUAAAACGUGWAAACAAGCAGAAUUUCCUUCAAGAUGGCCGCUUUSCAURCCCUUGGAUGGUUCUUUUCAAAAUAAGCAGAUUCGAAAUCCCUGUGUAUUUUCAUUGGAUUUYAGUCGGUUUUUAAAAUUWUAGGGGACAUUUUAAAAAAGAAUUAUGUUAAUAAGCGGUGGCCAUUUAGGUAUAUUUCUUGAAUAGAGCGAUUUCGCAAACGCAUUUCCAUAAGAAAGUGAUAUAUAAGAAGUAAGAUAACAUGCAAUUGAGAUUUAGCCAGGAAAAUGAGGAUUGGACAUCUUCAAAAUGUCAAAAUAGCAUCUUUGUAAAGUAGUUUUAAUUUUUGUCAGUUUUAAGUUAAUUCAGCAAGGAAUUUUUUUUAAUAAAACAAUUAUAUAUCCAUAAAGUUAAGUUGCUAAGGUUGGGCGAAAUGUCCAUCCUUUUCUCAUUACGAAUAUUUAAAAAAAAUAAAUAAAUGACUCAAA
Messenger RNA from Exaiptasia diaphana, 1527 nucleotides. Its product is annotated as two pore potassium channel protein sup-9. Gene Ontology annotation, cellular component: membrane. NCBI's taxonomy places the organism in Eukaryota, Metazoa, Cnidaria, Anthozoa, Actiniaria, Aiptasiidae. Bases 139 to 1035 code for a protein of 298 amino acids. Gene Ontology annotation, biological process: stabilization of membrane potential; potassium ion transmembrane transport. The record is from RefSeq and is a predicted model, not a curated record. The transcript has 3 exons. Gene Ontology annotation, molecular function: potassium ion leak channel activity.